Molecule: messenger RNA, 144 nt
Organism: Staurois parvus
Lineage: Eukaryota; Metazoa; Chordata; Amphibia; Anura; Ranidae
Source: the annotation of a GenBank genome assembly
AUGAUGAUACCAGACUGCUGCCGUAGGCUCGAAGCAGCAUACACAGAUCUUGCACAAAUCCUAGACAAUGAAAAAGAAUUGGAAGAGACAGAAGAAUACAAAGAUGCCCGUGCCAUGCUGGACUCUGUGAAGUUAGAAGCAUGA